Monascus purpureus is the source of this 2304-nucleotide messenger RNA. The record is from the annotation of a GenBank genome assembly. Lineage: Eukaryota; Fungi; Ascomycota; Eurotiomycetes; Eurotiales; Aspergillaceae.
CGAGGAUCGUGCUGAAUGUGAUUGUAAGCUGCAGCGCAGCUCAGCUCAGCUCAGCUCCAGCUCGGGAAGAAACGGCAGCUCAGCUAGCUUUCUUUAAUAAUAUUAAAUAACGGCGGAUGAACGGCAUCAUUUGUCUGCAGCUCCGAGCUCUGCUUCUCCUGUUCUCUUUUGCCCCGCGCCUUGCUUCUCUCGAUUAACUUUUCUCUUCUCCCCUCUUCCCCCGCUGCUGCAUUUCUCCAUCUCCAUCUCUCCUUCUCAGCUAUCUUCCUCAGACUAUGUGUCGCGCGCUGGAUCCCAGUCCGCGUCGGCUUUGAUCUUGUCUUCUUCGCUUGUCCUGUCCUUUGCUUCUGCCUCCUAUGACUGAACAUGCCACCCCGCGCCUCUCUGACCAGCUCCUUCUCCGUCACCGACGCCAACAACGAGGUCGUCUGCCCCUUGAAGAACAAUGACGGUUCCAAUUGUCGCAAGCGAUGCCUGGGCGAAAAACGCUAUCGCUCCAUGCAGGAGCACAUCCGCCGUGCCCACCCAAACCACUACAUCCCGAAGCUCCCGGCCACCGAGGAGAGCUUCCUGUUGAUGGUCAACACUCCUCCCGACCAGCGCGCCCAUCUCUCCCCUCCCGAUUCGGCCCAGUCCAGACGAAGACACGACAUGGUACGUUUCGUCGGAGGCCUUGCCCUAUCCACCACAAUUGCCACCUGCUGAUAUGCUCCCGUCCCGACUCAGGAUUCCCACUCCGAUAGUGACUUUGGUCGAGAUCGCAUGCAGACUUCCAUCGAGCUCCCUUCCCUGCGAGACCAUUUCAAACAGGAUCCGUUGCUGCCUUUUUCAUCGCCUCGUCCGCGGGAAAUUCUCCCCCCCAUCCUGAACCACUCGCCGCCCAGUCGCUCGUCCACCCUCCCGCCCCUUCAGCGACGCGACAAGCUCACCCGCCCGCGCAAGUCAUCCCUGACACAAUCCCGGAGGCCCAAACAUGAGCGGACCAGGUCCAAGGAAUACGCCCGGAGACCCAGUCUGGGUGAUCGCAAGGCCAUGUCGGCAGAGCCGCAGACGGCUGCCUGGGCCCAAGGCAAGCGAUGGGAGGAUCUGAUCGAGGCUGCGACAUCAGCCACCGAAGCUGAUGAUGACCGGUACUCGGAGACCGGUCGCUCUCUGAGUUUCGCUCCACUCCAUCCCAGCGUCACCUCUGCCCCCUCGGCGGCAAAGAACCGAUUUUCUCUGCCACCUGCAUUCCAAUCCGGCUCGGGUUUGGCGCUGCCCUCGCCUCAUCGAUCUUUCCAGCCGCAUUCGUACGCCGCGUCUCCUCUGCACAAGUCACUGACUCCGCCGCCGUACGAAACACACCGUGGCCGAGACAGUCCCGUUGAGCCGUUCCCGUCAAUCGAGUCGUCUCUCGAGUCCGUCUCGUCGACUUCAAUGAAGAACUUCCCCCUCUCGGCGUCGUCCGGACUGGCUCCGUCGACCAAAUCGGAUUCCAGCCCUGUGCUGAAUCUCUCUGCGCCUUCGCUGGCCCAGCGCCAGAACCAUCGCUUCUCCAAUCCGACGCCGUCCUCGUUUCGCAGUAACGAGGUGCAGAUCUACUGCGCGAACUGCAGACGGCCGUGGUCGCUCAAUGAAUGCUAUGCAUGCACGGAAUGCAUCUCCGGCGUGUGUCGUGAGUGCGUGGGACUGUUCAUCAGCAGUCCACCGACUUCUUUCAUUGCUGUGAACUCGAGCCCGGUCAACGGCAUCCCGGGUAAGGGGAAUGGCGUGUCGCAGGGCCCGACCAGCCAUCCAAAUCCCAGAGGGUGCCCGCGCUGCCGGACCAUAGGGGGCCAGUGGAAGGCAUUCCAGUUAGACGUCAGGUGAAUCUGACCCGUUCAUUCCUUGCAUUUAUCAAAGAUUGCUAUGAUUCUUUUUUCUUUUUUUUUUUUUUUUUUGUUUUUUCUUGGGUGGCUUAGUUUUGACCUUUUUUCCCCCCUUUUACGGAUAUUACGACUAAUGCUGAGGGAUCUGUCUGGUUACUGCCGUUAUGCGUACAUAUAUGGAAUUUAUGUAUGGGAAACAGAUUCAUGUGGCUGUUGUCUCAUGUCUGCUUAGCUCAGAGUGAAGGCGUAUGCUGGAAGACAGCCACCAGAACAAAAGCCGGUCUUUUUCUUGGAAGGCUUCAUGUUAUACAUUACAUGGGACUGGGAUGGUGUUGGUUGGACUGUUUAUUUGUGUUUGUUAUGUGUUACGAUUGUAUGGAAUGGAUAUAUCUGUACAUGAGACUUGGUUAUAAGGCUAGAGCAGAGUAAGAAAGUAACUAUUCAUCCCAGACAACAC